AUGAUUGACGAAGAAGAUAUGAGUCGUUUAGGACAACUAAAAAUAGCACAUCGAAAGGAACGCAAAGAACUACAAUCCAAGAUAAUGAGUAUGAAACAUUCAAUUUCGAACAGUGACAAAAAACGGAAAAAAGAAUUAGUAGCAGAAAUAGCAAAAAUGGAAGAAGAAAUGAAAAAACGCCAUGAAGAGGAGUUAGCAGAAUUAAAUCCAUCGUUACCAGAAGAAUCUGUAGAGUCAAUUAUUGUAGAAGAACGUGAAGAAAAACAGCCACGCAUCUCGAAAGCUCAAAGAAGACGAGAGAAAAAAGCCGAACUUAAUAAGAAACGGGAAGAAGCAGCAGUACAAGCUGCAAUUGAUGCGGAAAGUGCACCUCGGAAACUCGAAAGUGAAGCAAUUGAACGAUAUCUAAUGGAUCGUGGACUUAAAAUAUACAAUAUUGAGCCGGAUGGUGAUUGUUUGUAUAGCGCUAUAGCACAUCAACUAUCAUUAGUUACUUCAUGCCAGUUUAGAAAUGCAGACAUUCGUCAAAAAGCUGCUGCUUAUAUGCGAACACAUAAGGAUGAUUUUCUGCCAUUUUUAAUUGAUGAUAAUGGAGAAGCAGUAGAUGAGAUCGAAUUUGAGGAAUAUUGUAUGAAAGUUGAGAAGUGCUGCACAGAUGGUGGUGUUUGGGGUGGAGAACCAGAGAUUCGAGCUACAGCUUGUGCACUGGAAAGACGAAUUGAAGUAAUUCAACCAGGUGGACGUGUUUUACUUUUUGGAGAAGAAUACAGUGACCGAAAACCACUUAUUAUUACGUUUCAUCGAUUUGCCUAUAAUUUAGGCGAACAUUAUAAUUCGACCAUUUCGAAUAUUGCCACUAUUUCCUAA
Brugia malayi is the source of this 867-nucleotide messenger RNA. RefSeq names its product OTU-like cysteine protease family protein (gene Bma-otub-3). Gene Ontology annotation, molecular function: cysteine-type deubiquitinase activity. Gene Ontology annotation, biological process: protein deubiquitination. The record is from RefSeq and is a predicted model, not a curated record. The coding region runs from base 1 to 867 and encodes 288 amino acids. Lineage: Eukaryota; Metazoa; Nematoda; Chromadorea; Rhabditida; Onchocercidae. The transcript is spliced from 7 exons.